AUGAAGUCCAACCAGGAGCGCAGCAACGAGUGUCUGCCCCCCAAGAAGAGAGAUUUCCCAGCAAGCACUGUGGACGAGAGGCCCCUUGUGAUGGCGCCCACCAGUGAGAGCCAGCGCGGAGAAAACCUGGCAUGGCUGGCCAGCGUAGCCAGCGGGCACAGCAGCGGGCACGAUAGAGACAGUGGCGGAGGUGGCGGAGAUGGCGUAGAUGGCGGUAGAGGUGGGCAGCGUACCAGCACUCCCAGUGAGUCUGACGGGCCACAGUACAAACCGCUAUGCUCCACCAUCACCACACACACAGACUUCCUGGUCCCUUCCUCUAUCUGCUCCAUCUCCUCCUCUUCAUCACAUCAGCCCAGAGUGGUGACCACAUCCCUCCCUGCCAUGUACACCUCUCCUCUGUCCCAACCAGGAGGGGCCAUCCACUACACCCAGCUGCCCCCCAACCUCCAGUUCAUCAGUUCCCCUUACACAGGCCCCUACGCUGGCUACAUCUCCUCCCAGCUCCUCCCUCCCCCGCCACCCACCUCCACAUCCCAACGCUCCCACCCUGACCCCUACCCCAACACCACCAUUACCUCCCAGUCCCAGAUCUCUAGUUCCUCUCUGAGCGUGGCCCCCCAGACUGCCCCCUCGCCCCACAGUGGGACCCACCACCUGCCCCUGCACCUGCAUCCCCACCCCCAACACACCCUGGCCCUCAGCGGGGGCUCCCAGGUGCUGGUCCAGUACGCGGGCCCCGGCCCCGAGGGGCACCUGACUAAGAGAGAAGAGGGCCGGCCCAGGGAGCUGCACAACGGAGAGCUGGAGAAGAGGGGCCGCUAUGAGAGAAAGGAAAGCAAAGGAACCCCCUCCUCUUCUUCCUCCUCCUCUUCCUCUCAGUACCACCAACUCCACCAGCAGCAGAGCUCACAGCAUCACUAUGAGGCCUACACCUCCCAUGAUGCAUCAGGGCUACGGACCUCUCUAAUGCUAGUGCCCAACAGCCACGGAGGACCAGACCACCACAGCCCCAACAAACUACCGCCCUCCUCUGCCUCGCAUGCAGAGAAAGGCAGCCUCCUCUUGGGUAAACCUGUGUCCUGCACCCCCUCCUCCUCCACCUCCUCCACGUUCACCUUCCCCCCUCCGCUCAGUGUGGAAAGUCUGAAGGCGGCUGUCAGCUCCCUGUCCCCUCACACCCACACGGUCAUCCAGACCACACACAGCGCCAGCGAUGCGUCGCCCCUCUCCCUGGGCCAACUCUCCACCAACUUCUACCAGUCUGGCCCCGGCGGGCAGCCCAUCAUCGGCUACCUGGCUGGGAGUGCAGGGGGGCAGCAGUACCACACCAGUCUGCCCCAGCACCUGCUUAUCCCAAGGGCCCCAGGGUCUCAACCUAUCAUCAUCCCCGUCAGUGGGGCCGGGGUCACCAGCCUGGAGGCUGCCCAUGCUGCCCACAUAGCCACCACAACCCAACCACAGCCCUUCCCCACCACACUACCCCACGCUUACGUCACCACCACUACCAACCCUAAACGUAACCCCAACCCUAAAGAUGAGCAUCUAUUCGAGGUCCCGGCGCCCUAUCCCCCUCUCUCCCACCCUGCCGGGGGCACUGUAGUCCAGGCCCAGCUACACCUCCCCGUGGUCCCAGCCCCCCCGGCCCCCUCCUCAGCCCCCUCGCUGCCUCCCUACUUCAUCAAGGGCUCCAUCAUCCAGCUGGCGGACGGGGAGUUGAAGCGCGUGGAGGACCUGAAGACGGAGGACUUCAUCCAGAGCGCUGAGAUCAGCAGCGAGCUGAAGAUAGACUCUUCGACCGUGGAACGCAUCGACGGCAGCCACACGCCCAACUUCGCCAUCGUACAGUUCUCCGUGGGCGAGCACCGCGCUCAGGUAGGAGAAUACAUACUUUUUUUUUACUUAAUGAAGGCUAAAAAUUGUCCAAAUAAACACUAAUCAUGCUCAACAAUAGUAACAUUGAUAACAUUGCUAAUCACAGGUAAGGGACAGACAAGGUCCUUAAUGUCCAUGCUUAGAAUGACAUGAAAUUUUACAUCAAGAACACUUGGCAAUCAAUGUAUUUACAUCACGUUUACUCCAUAGACUAUUAUGGUGUUCUAUAGUCAGUUUCCCUCUUGUUUGCCACCUAUGAGGAUCCUACAUGCCUCAAACGUUUCAGAGUUCUAAGAAUACUUCUAAAUACUUCUCUCUCUACUAUUACAUAGGACACCUAUCUCCAUCCAUAUCUCCAUGUUACAUGCAACAACAAAGCUUGCUCAAACCACAUAGCUACUCAGCUAGCUGUAUAUAUGACCACGUGGGAUUGUCAUUAAUCAUUUUUUUCAGAUUUUCUUGUAUUCCAGUUUCUCUCGCCCUUUCUCUCUCUCUCUCUCUCUUUCUCUCUCUCUCUCACUCCCCCUUUCUCUCUCGUUCUCCCUCCCCUCUUUUCUUUCUCUUUCUCUCUUUUUCUCCCUCUCUCUCUCUCAGGGGGUCUGUGUUAAAAGCUCAUCAUCUUUUUCAUCUGUCUGUUCUCCGGUUUGGCCAACCCCUCAAACCAGCUUCUAACUAUCUCCCUCCAUUCUCUGUCUGAAACAUGGUCAGCCUCAGAGCAUUACUGUAUCAAAUACUUCCAUUCUUAUCUCUGUUCUCUCUUCUCAUUUUUUCUUUGAGGUGGUUUCUUCUCUGAGUUGAUUUACAGUAUAUGAUGUCUGAUGUUUAGCUUGUUUUUCUCCUGUCUGUUCUCUCUCUCUCCAUCUCUCCCUCGUCUCCUCUCAAUCUCUCAUUCUCUCUUCCCCUCUCUCCGCCAGGUGAGUGUGGAGGUGCUGCUGGAGUAUCCCUUCUUCGUAUUCGGCCAGGGCUGGUCAUCGUGCUGCCCGGACCGGACCACUCAGCUGUUAGAACUACCCUGCACCAAGCUAACAGUGGGGGACGUCUGCAUCUCCCUCACCCUGAAGAACUUGAGGAACGGCUCCCUGAAGAAGACGCAGCAGACCCAGAACCAGGCUAUUGAGAUCACUACCAGCUGCAAUAUGGGCUCCAUCCACGGGCCCCUCAAAUCCUCCAGGUCAGCCAGGCACGGGGAGCAGGAGAACGGGGUGGGCCAGAGAGGCUCCAGGAGUGGAUGUGGGAGUGUGGUGGUUGGAGCAGGUGGAGGUGUUCAGAUCGCCUCAGAGAAUGGGGAACUGAGGUUCGGCGCCGGGGGAGAAGCCAACUCGAAAGGAGGCCAGCCUGGAGAUUCAGAAUCCAGCGGUGGUGCCGCCAAGCCGGUGAGCCGCAAGAGGAGAUGGUCGGCCCCCGAGGGCCGUAAGGUGGAGAGGAGCGAGAAGGAGCCCCCGUUGACUCUGCCCAAACCUUCCUUUAUCACUCAGGAGGUAAAGAUCAGCAUCGAAGGCAGGUCAAAUAUAGGCAAGUAG
Molecule: messenger RNA, 3395 nt
Organism: Coregonus sp. 'balchen'
Lineage: Eukaryota; Metazoa; Chordata; Actinopteri; Salmoniformes; Salmonidae
Source: the annotation of a GenBank genome assembly